Molecule: messenger RNA, 972 nt
Organism: Planococcus citri (citrus mealybug)
Lineage: Eukaryota; Metazoa; Arthropoda; Insecta; Hemiptera; Pseudococcidae
Gene: Nubp2
Product: NUBP iron-sulfur cluster assembly factor 2
Exons: 5
Coding region: 115-891 (258 amino acids)
Biological process (GO): iron-sulfur cluster assembly
Cellular component (GO): cytosol
Molecular function (GO): ATP binding; 4 iron, 4 sulfur cluster binding; ATP-dependent FeS chaperone activity
Source: RefSeq, a predicted model, not a curated record
AAGAUGAUGCAGUAAAAAAAAAACAAAAACACGAAACUUUGAAGUUUUUCAUGCAUUUUGUAUUUUUUGAAAAGAGAAUAUUAACUUGAUUUGAUUUGAGUUUUCUCUUUUAUAAUGACAAUUAAAGACGUUAAGCACAUCAUUCUGAUACUUUCUGGUAAAGGAGGUGUCGGAAAAUCAACCGUAAGUGUACAGUUAUCACUUUCAUUGAAAGAAAAAGGAUUCAAGGUCGGUUUAUUAGAUAUUGACUUAUGCGGACCUUCAAUACCUCAUCUAUUGAAUUUGGAAGAUAAAGAUAUUCAUCAAAGUUCUGAGGGAUGGAUACCUGUGUAUACCGAUCAAGAUCAAAACCUGGCUGUCAUGUCUAUUGGAUUUUUAUUAAAAAGCAGAAACGAUAGUGUUGCAUGGAGAGGACCAAAGAAAACUGCAACAAUCAACCAAUUUCUCACCGACGUAAAUUGGCAGAAUUUGGAUUAUUUAAUCAUUGAUACUCCUCCGGGAACAUCAGAUGAACAUAUUACAGUUAUCGAAAAGAUGAGAGAACUGAAUUGUGAUGGAGCCAUAUUGGUGACUACUCCUCAGGAGGUGGCGAUUGAAGAUGUCCGAAAAGAAUAUACAUUAUGUAAAAAAACUGGCAUACCUGUGAUAGGAAUUAUUGAAAACAUGAGCGGUUACGUGUGCAAUAAUUGUCAUGAAUGUACAAACAUAUUCUCAAGUGAAGGCGGAAAACUUUUCGCAGAAUUUGUAUCUGUUCCGUUUUUGGGAAGAAUACCUAUCGAUUUAAGACUAGGAAAUAGAACCAAUUCAAUACGGAGUAUUUCAGCUGAAUUUCCUGAUUCACAAUCUGCAAAAACUUUUCAAAAUAUCAUUGAAAUAAUCACCAAGGUGUAAUUUCUAUCGCUCUUUUUAUUAUAUUGUUGAAAUGUACUGUUUUAUAUUCGAUCCAUUCCAAUUAAAUGGUUUGUUGACGUU